Molecule: messenger RNA, 1617 nt
Organism: Mauremys reevesii (Reeves's turtle)
Lineage: Eukaryota; Metazoa; Chordata; Testudines; Geoemydidae
Product: sialic acid-binding Ig-like lectin 10
Exons: 9
Coding region: 1-1617 (538 amino acids)
Source: RefSeq, a predicted model, not a curated record
AUGAGCGGGGCUGGGAUCCAGCAGCAGCCCCAAACCCCGGCCCUGGGAGCGGUGGUGACUGGAGCUGAAUCCGCCUCGGGCCAGAUCCGCAGCAAGAUUUGGUUCAAGCAGAGGUGGUUCCUGGCCCAGCCGCCUGGAUUUAACCUGACGGUGCCACAGUCAGUGUCGGUGCAGGAGGGUCUCUGUGUUCUCGUCCCCUGCAACUUCACGUACCCAGGCUCCUAUGACACCGACAAUCCCUCGGCCCAGCUCUACAGAUACUGGUACAAGGAUCAGGGCAGUGUGCGCACUGAUCCGCUCGUGGCCAGCACUGACCCCAGCCGGGGGGUGUCGCAGGAGACCCAGGGCCGGUUCCAGCUAGUGGAGAAUCCAGCGGGCGGCGACUGCUCCCUGCAAAUCAGUGACGCCCGAUGGACGGAUGCGGGGAGAUAUUACUUUAGAUUCGAGAAAGGAUCAUUGAGAUACAGUUACCUCUUCAAUUCUGAUGGCAAUGAUGCAAAGCUCGCGAUCUCGGUGACAGGGCUGACGGAGGAGCCAGAGAUCCAGAUCUCGCCGGCGCGGGGGCUGCCAGGGAUGCUGCUGGCCGGGGAGCCGGUGACUGUGACCUGCACGGCCCCUGGGCACUGCUCCGGGCCCCCUCCCCGAGUCACCUGGACGGGGCCGUUCAGCGACACAGCCCGGGACGUCUCAGCCCAGCUGGCGAAUGGCACCUGGGCCCACAGCUCCGUGCUCAGCUUCACGCCCGGCCUGGGGGACCACGGCAAAGAGCUCGUCUGCAGCGUCACCUACAGGCCACCACGGGGACCUUCCACCCGCAGAACCAUCCAGCUCCACAUCGACUACCCGCCCGGGCCCCCCAACAUCACCGGGACCCUGACCAGGAACGGACGCCCCGUGCUGGAAGUGUCAGGAGCUGAGGGCGACGUUGUGUCUCUGGAGACCUGGGAGGGCGAAUCCCUGAACCUGAGCUGUGAGGCUGGGAGCAGACCCGAGGCCACCCUGAGCUGGGCCAAGGGAAACGAGUCCCUGUGCCCCGGCCAGGGAGGGUCCCGGCGCCUGGAGCUGUUGAAUCUCAGCCCAGGGGACGCUGGGGAGUAUCAGUGCUGGGCCAAGAAUUCCUACGGGUCGGCCAGCCGGGCCCUGCGUUUGCACGUGCAGAAUCCCGGCACCCUGGUGGCGAAUGGCUCACAGCUCUCGGCCCGGGAGGGCGACUCCCUGCGGUUCCUCUGCUCCGUCGCCAGCAGCCCCCCCGCUGUGCUGCGCUGGGUGAGGGGGGACCGAGCCAUCGAGGGUUCCCGCCCCAUGGGAGAGAAUCAGCUGCGGCUGGAGCUGCCCAACGUGACGGCCGAGGACGGGGGGCUGUACGGGUGCUGGGCCCGGAACAACGAGAGCUCUGCCCAGGGGAUGUUCCAGCUGCUCAUUGAGUCUCCCACAGGUGGCCUCACUCGGGCAUUUAUCAAAAUCAGCUGCAAAUUCAUCUUCGUGGCGACUGGAUUCUUCCUGGCCUAUUACCUCACCCUGCUCUAUUACAGAUGGACACCCUGCUGCUCUCGUGGAAGCAGAAGGAAGGACAGGCCGGGGGCCAGGGAAUACACGGUGCCCGAGUCCGGCGUGUAG